Anopheles coustani is the source of this 1780-nucleotide messenger RNA. RefSeq names its product apolipoprotein D. NCBI's taxonomy places the organism in Eukaryota, Metazoa, Arthropoda, Insecta, Diptera, Culicidae. The record is from RefSeq and is a predicted model, not a curated record. The transcript has 5 exons. The coding region runs from base 919 to 1551 and encodes 210 amino acids.
ACUUCACUCUCUUUCCCUCUGCACAUUGUUGUUGUUAUUGUUGUGGUUUUUAUGUUUGGUUGCAUAUUCCUCCCCGCCAGGUGUGCAUCUUCACGCUUGCCAGAUUCGAAUUCGGAUCGAAGGCGGUGUACGAUCGAUCAGUGGCAGAAGUGCGCACAACGGGUUUUACAUACACUUGAUAUUCCAACGCAACCUCGCGCCAGAAGUGGCGCAUUCCCAAAAAGAGAACUACGUUACGGUUGUGCGUUGGUCGUGCGUGUCCAUGAAACCGUACCGGACGGUUGUUGAGACAGGAAAACAUUGAAAACAAAACCCCAACCUCUUCAUAAUUCAUCAAAAACGGGAAAAAAAACAAACUCCUACCUUCUGAAACUCGGCAGUCGAACGGCAGGGCUUUAAAGAGCCCUUGAAUUACCACCUUUUUCCAGCUGCUGCAAUACGCCACUCUUCUCGGUUACCUUCCUCCUAGCGCCACACCGUGUGUGUCCGUGCUCCAACCGAAGCUCGACCAGCAUCACCAUCACCAUCAUCAUCAUCAUCGUCGUCGUCGUCGUCGUCGUCGUAAUCGUUUAGCUUCAUUACAAUAAGUUGCACCGUUCGCACGGUGGCACAUUGCGCCGUGUGUUCUUGGCCUAAUCACAGCCGUUUGCGUUAGCGACGAGAGCCGGCGGUCGCGGUUCGGUGAUAAGUGAAGAGAAAAAUAAUCACAACACAAACCACUAGCCACAACCUCCCACAAUCAAAAGCGCGCGCCGUACGAUCACAUUCUGCCUUGAUUGACGGGGAGGGCAAAGUCCUCCGUGCUCGUGGUGUGCCAUUUUGCGUGCAACUGUGAGCUUCGAAAGUGCGGAAAACGGUGCCUUAAAAGACCGGUUGUGUUAAAGUAACGAGGAGACCAAACGGUUUCGCGGAAAAAGGAUGUACCAUCAGUUCCUGGAGCUGCGCAUGCUGUGGUUCGUCCUGCUCGGGCUAUGGCUCACCAGGCUAAGUCCCGUGCUGGCGUCGGGCUUCGGCAAGUGCCCAAACUAUCCUUCAAUGCCAAAGUUCAACAUGACAAAGUUUCUCGGCAAGUGGUACGAGGUGGAGCGAUCGUUCUAUCUGCCCGAGCUGGCCUCCGGCUGCACGACGAUGACCUUUGAAAAUACCACCCAGCGGGACGAGGCGGGCCGCAGCCAGCUGGAAAUUUCGAUCAAAUCCGUCAAUCAGUGGACGGGAAACCCUUCAAUAAGCAUCGGCGAAGCACUACCGGAGAGUGAAACGUCGUCCAUCAUGAACGUGCAGCUUCAGUCACGCCUCCCGACCGCAAUCGCCCGGUUACUGCCCGGAUCCGGCCGGUACCAGGUGCUCUACACCAACUACGACAAUUUCGCGAUCCUGUGGUCGUGUACGAGCUUCGUGGCGGUGCAUGCCGAUCAAAUUUGGCUCCUCGGGCGCGAGCGGGACUACUCGACGGAAAUCAGGAAAAAGAUCUACAACGCCCUGGAGCAGUUGAGCCUCGAUCCGGACCGUCUGUUUAUUGCCAAGAAUAAAAAUUGCCCGACAACGCUGUAGGUUCCCUACGGUGAGAAGAGACACAACGACAACGACGGACCGCAGGACGCAAGAUGUGGAGUUGGCGAAAAAUCUGUGAUAUUACAAAAAAAAAAAGGAAAACAGAAGACGAUCGGUUAGGGUUUAGGGUUUUUUUGUGGUGAGUCAUGCCGAGCCAUAUAUGUAUGAGUAAAUGUUCGGAUUCGCGGACGGCAAGAGGAACUGGAAUGAAAUAAAACGGAACACCCAU